Messenger RNA from Mercenaria mercenaria, 1989 nucleotides. RefSeq lists its product as uncharacterized. The transcript has 13 exons. The coding region runs from base 1 to 1989 and encodes 662 amino acids. The record is from RefSeq and is a predicted model, not a curated record. NCBI's taxonomy places the organism in Eukaryota, Metazoa, Mollusca, Bivalvia, Venerida, Veneridae.
AUGGCUGUGUUACAUUUAAAAGGUAAGGAAGUUGAUGAAUCCAUUUUUGGUCUGAUCAGUAUCAGAUUCAAAAUCGACAAAGCUGAGAAACACUUUAUUGUCGACCUUUCAAUGUCAGUAUGUAUGGAAUCACAAGAAGAAUGUCAAUUUCAUCACAAUUUCUAUGACAAUAGACUAAUUCCAAUACCCAUAUGCAAUUCAGACAUGGAUUUCAGUUUAAAAGACUUUUCAAUGAAGAACUGGUUGAAAGAUGUGGGUCAUUUAUCUGACGAAUCUCUUCCCCUUUCUGUAGUUGCUCUACUACUCAGUCAACUGAAGUUGGACAGAUUUCUUCAGGAUCCGCCAUGCAAGUUCAGUGACUCACUGUAUACAAGCCAAAUUAGUGGCUGGAGUUCAGAUUGCAGUGCUUCUUUAACACUUCCAACAUUGCCAGAGAAUAUCGUUUGCCAUAUACCAGAUUAUUGCACUGGAAUAGAUUGUUGUGUAAACAUCGACAUGCUACGUACAACGAUUCACGUCAAGUUUCUACUUGAUACAUGUACAUACCGUUUAACGAUUGGAAUUGAACGCUUCGAACGCGUCAUAAUACUGCUGGAUUAUGACUGGGGCCAAACGAAACAUAUCUACCUCGGCGGUGCUUUAAGAAUAGAUUACAAUAUUGAUGACAUCAAAAGUGAAAAUAAAUUCAUUUUAAACGUACAAUUAAGCGUUUGUUUUGAACAAACUGAAUGUAUCUUUAAAACUAACAUACUGAAGGAUGUUUACAUACCUAAACCGUUGUGCAGCUGGAAUCCUGGAUCAUUGAUAGAAGGUUAUAACCUGACAGACUGGAUGAAUGACUUCAAUUUCGUAUUUGAUGGUGAUAGUUUGAAAGACUAUAUGAUAGAUGUACUUUUUCGUGAGCUUGGAAUAGCGGCAUAUUUGCAGGAUGUUCAAUGUAAUAGGGCAGACGCACCUUUCUCAGGAUCCCUCAAUGGAUUAAUAUCUGAUUGUGCUACGCAACUUGAUGUCGGUCUCAUUCCAGAUUUUAUGACUUGUUACAUAUCAGAUUCUUGUAAAAGUUUUAACUGUUGUGUAGAUGUUGAUUUUGCCAAGUGGUCGUUCAAUAUAUACGCGUACAUUGAUGAAUGUACACAUACAUUGUCUAUUGGAAUCGAAAAGUUUCACUUGACUGUGUCGUUGCUAGAGUACAUCUGGGGAACAGAAGAGGAAUUUUCAUUAUUUGGCGUGAUACGAAUCAGAGGAUCUAUAGUAAAUCUGGAAACAGAAAGGCAAUACAUUGUCAAUUUGAAAAUAAGCAUUUGUAUGAAAUCUGCAACGUGUGAUGAAGAGGUAGAUUUGUUAACAGAUGCCCGAUUACCGAAGAGCGGAUGUAGCGGGAAUGACAACUUCAGUGAUUUCAGUUUGCAGUCGUAUUUAGAAAGUCAGGGACAUACAUUACAAGACAUUAGUGAACAGCUUCCAAGGAAAUUGGCAGACAAACUUUUGGAAAAACUGGGUGUACUUGCCUUUCUUGGGGAAAAUGGUUGCAAAAAUAUGCCUCAAUAUGCAGACAAUGCUAUCAGCGAAUGUGAAAAAUUCCACUUUACAACAGCAAUACCUGAUCUAAUGACAUGCAAGAUCCAUUCAUAUUGCACUGCGAUUGAUUGCUGCAUUGAUAUUCCACUAAUUGGACGUUCUGUGAAUGUGACUGUGGAUUUAAAUGCAUGUGGAUACAGUUUGCUAAUUACAGUUGGAAAAUUUAAAUCAAAAACAUCUCUUCUGAAUUACAACUUCGGUGAAUGGAAUACGCUAAGUGUCGUUGAUGUUUUCCGAAUCGAGUACAAUAUCGAAGAUUUGAAAUCUAGCAAGGAGUUUAUUUUAUCAGUAAAAAUAUCAGUGUGUUUUGACUCUACAACAUGUGUCUUGGAAUCUACUGUACUAGAGCAAGCGGUUCUUCCUCAACAGAAAUGCGAAUUCGUUGGAAAUUUUCAAAUACCGGGUAAAUAA